Ambispora leptoticha is the source of this 181-nucleotide messenger RNA. NCBI's taxonomy places the organism in Eukaryota, Fungi, Glomeromycota, Glomeromycetes, Archaeosporales, Ambisporaceae. The record is from the annotation of a GenBank genome assembly.
AAAAGGAGGUAAAAUUGGAGAUAUAUGGGCAGCGAAUCUAAAAGAAGGCUGUAACGCUAUGAAACCUUGGCUAGCGAAACUCUCCGGUUUGACAGAGGUAGAAUACGAUUCAGUACUUCAAUAUAUUUUCGAUCAUGAAAUUGAAGAGUAUAAUGUAUAUCAUAAUCAUCACAAAGUAUGG